Molecule: messenger RNA, 433 nt
Organism: Oncorhynchus nerka (sockeye salmon)
Lineage: Eukaryota; Metazoa; Chordata; Actinopteri; Salmoniformes; Salmonidae
Product: barrier-to-autointegration factor-like
Exons: 3
Coding region: 64-336 (90 amino acids)
Molecular function (GO): DNA binding
Source: RefSeq, a predicted model, not a curated record
AUCCGUCAAAUCAUAAACGCGUGGUAACAAUUAGUGAAGGCCAGUGUGUCCGUUGUCUCGGAAAUGUCGACCACUUCUCAGAAGCACAGAGAUUUCGUUGCAGAACCCAUGGGCGAUAAACCGGUGACUGCACUGUCGGGAAUUGGCAAGGUCUUGGGAAAAAAACUGGAGGAGCAAGGUUUUGACAGAGCCUUUGUGGUUCUGGGUCAGUACCUGCUGCUGCGGAAGGAUGGGGAGCUGUUCACUGAGUGGCUGAAAGACACCAGCGGAGCCAAUACCAGGAAUGCUACAUCCUGCUCCCAGUGCCUGAGAGAGUGGUGUGAUGCAUUCCUAUGAGUCCCUAAUGUAACAUUUUAAAGAUUAGAACAUUCAUCUGUUUAUAGUGGAAAUGUCAGUGGCUUGGUUUGUCUGAGCAGAAUAAUUUAAUAAAGAU